UAUCACACAUACUCACAAAUGCUAUAGGGAUCGAUCUCUGUUCAGAUCCAGAAAGAGUAGAGAGAACAGAGAGGAGAACAGAAGAGAAGAGACGACUUCCGCUUCCAUUUCUCACUUCCAAACAACAACGCAAAACGCCUCAAAUCUUUCCCCUCUCAAUCCUACCCUUCACGGGUAUUCAGAUCCAACCCGCAUUUACCCUCCUCCUCCAUAGCAGAGGCGAUGUUUGCUUCUCUCCGAUCGCUCUCCAUUCUCCUUCUCUCCGCCCUCUUCCUCGUCAGCCCGAUCUGCGCCAAGUACCAAGAUGCUGAACCUGUUACUUUAUGGGUAAACAAGGUUGGACCAUAUAAUAAUCCGCAAGAGACCUACAACUAUUAUACCCUUCCAUUUUGCCGCCCUUCUGGGAAUGCUGCACACAAAUGGGGUGGCCUUGGCGAGGUCCUUGGGGGGAAUGAGCUUAUUGACAGUCAAAUUGACAUAAAAUUUAAGAAAAAUGUAGAUAAGAGUUCUAUUUGUGAACUUGAAUUGGACGCACCUAAGGUUAGGCAGUUUAAGGAUGCAAUUGAUAAUUCAUAUUGGUUUGAGUUUUUCAUGGAUGAUUUACCUCUGUGGGGUUUUGUGGGGGAAGUGCUUAUUGAUAGAAAUCGGGAUACUAAGCAUGUCCUACAUACCCACAAGAAUAUUCUGGUCCAGUACAAUGGGAAUCAGAUCAUUCAUGUUAACCUCUCCCAAGAAAGCCCUAAACCACUUGAGGAAGGUAGAAUACUGGAUAUGACAUACUCAGUGAAAUGGCUUCCAACCAACAUCAGUUAUGCACACCGCUUUGAUGUUUAUCUGGACUAUCCCUUCUUUGAACAUCAGAUCCACUGGUUCUCUGUAUUCAAUUCAUUCAUGAUGGUUAUCUUUCUCACUGGCUUGGUGUCAAUGAUUUUAAUGCGAACUCUCCGUAAUGAUUAUGCCAAGUAUGCUCGUGAGGAUGAUGAUUUGGAGACUCUGGAAAGGGAUGUAAAUGAAGAGUCUGGUUGGAAACUUGUCCAUGGUGAUGUUUUUCGACCUCCACAGAACUUGGCUCUACUUUCAGCUGUUGUUGGCACUGGUGCUCAGCUUGCAACACUCGUUCUACUUGUCAUUAUAUUGGCAAUUGUUGGAAUGCUGUACAUUGGGAGGGGUGCAAUUAUCACUACCUUUAUUGUGUGUUAUGCACUUACAUCAUUCAUUUCGGGUUAUGUGAGUGGAGGAAUGUAUUCGCGUAAUGGUGGUAAAACGUGGAUAAAGUCAAUGGUUCUUACAGCAUCACUUUUCCCUUUCACGUGCUUUGGCAUCGGGUUCGUUUUGAACACAGUUGCCAUAUUUUAUGGAUCCUUAGCUGCUAUUCCCUUUGGUACAAUUGUGGUUGUUUUUGUCAUUUGGGCAUUUAUUUCCUUUCCCCUGGCGCUUCUUGGUACUGUUGUUGGAAGAAAUUGGAGUGGCACUCCAAACAACCCUUGCCGUGUGAAGACCAUCCCCCGUCCUAUCCCUGAAAAGAAAUGGUAUCUAACACCAUCUAUUAUUUCUCUCAUGGGUGGUCUCCUUCCCUUUGGAAGCAUUUUCAUUGAGAUGUAUUUCGUGUUCACUUCCUUCUGGAAUUACAAGGUUUAUUACGUGUAUGGGUUCAUGCUUCUGGUUUUUAUUAUUCUGAUAAUUGUCACAGUGUGUGUGACAAUCGUGGGCACAUAUUUCUUGCUUAAUGCCGAGAAUUACCAUUGGCAAUGGACUUCGUUCUUCUCUGCUGCAUCCACUGCUCUUUACGUGUACCUCUAUUCUAUAUAUUACUACCAUGUAAAGACCAAGAUGUCGGGCUUCUUCCAAACCAGCUUUUAUUUUGGAUACACUUUGAUGUUCUGCCUCGGUUUGGGGAUACUCUGUGGUGCGGUUGGGUACCUGGGAUCUAAUUUGUUUGUGCGGAGGAUUUACAAGAACAUUAAAUGCGACUAAACAUUGUGGUCUGCAGUGCAUACGAUGGGGGUUGUGGUUUGGCAUUAAGUUUUACUUACCACAAUAUCAGAUCAGGUCUAUAUACUCACUCUCGAGCGUUAAAUGCCCAAGACGAUGAUGAUGAUAUUAGUUAUCCCGCUUUAGUGAGAGGGUGAAUGGACAUUGUAGAUUAGAUACCGAGAAUGUUUUGAUGUCAGAAUAAUCAAUCGUUGGUUUCGACAUUAUAUUCCUGUAAACCAAAAUGGACCAUUUUAACUUGUUGUUUUGGACUCAAUUUUGAUAUAUCAUUGGUAUCCUCCUCCCUGCAUUUCAAAUGAGGUAGAAUGUUGUAGUUGGAUGGAUGGAUAUCAUCAAGUUUUAUGACAAAAGUUCAAACGUUGUGUGCUA
This is a messenger RNA of Ipomoea triloba (trilobed morning glory), 2361 nucleotides long. RefSeq names its product transmembrane 9 superfamily member 1-like. Gene Ontology annotation, cellular component: membrane. NCBI's taxonomy places the organism in Eukaryota, Viridiplantae, Streptophyta, Magnoliopsida, Solanales, Convolvulaceae. Bases 223 to 1974 code for a protein of 583 amino acids. Gene Ontology annotation, biological process: protein localization to membrane. The transcript is spliced from 12 exons. The record is from RefSeq and is a predicted model, not a curated record.